Messenger RNA from Notothenia coriiceps (black rockcod), 1271 nucleotides. Its product is annotated as collagen alpha-4(IV) chain-like. The transcript is spliced from 9 exons. Gene Ontology annotation, molecular function: serine-type endopeptidase activity. The record is from RefSeq and is a predicted model, not a curated record. NCBI's taxonomy places the organism in Eukaryota, Metazoa, Chordata, Actinopteri, Perciformes, Nototheniidae. Gene Ontology annotation, biological process: proteolysis. The annotation marks the transcript as partial.
GUCCCAGGGGUGUUGUGGGUGAGAGGGGGUCUCUAGGAUCCAGGGGGGACCGAGGAGACCCGGGUCUGGUUUAUAAAGAUCAACUCACACCGGGAGAACCAGGAAAACCAGGACGGCUCGGACCACAAGGACUGAAAGGAGAACAGGGGGCACCAGGUACUUACUGUUUUCCGGGAGCUCCAGGAGAGUCUGGAGAUCCUGGUGAUCAGGGGCCACAAGGGUCCCAGGGCUUCCAAGGGUUUAAAGGUAGUUCUGGAGGCUGUGAUUGUGGUCCCCCCAUUGUGAUGAAGGGCCUCCCUGGACCGGAGGGUGAUCGGGGGUCUCCAGGAUAUUCAGGAACAUCAGGGGCAACAGGGCUGAGAGGAGAGAAAGGUUUACCUGGGGACACAGGAGUACGCGGAGAACAGGGUUUGGGGGGAUUUCCAGGUGUCGUAGGGUUCAAAGGUCAGAAGGGAUAUUUCAUUGUGGUAGAUUUUAAAGGUGAGAAAGGGAACCUGGGCCAGCAGGGCCUUCCAGGCAGACAAGGGUUCUCAGGGAGGAGAGGCCUCGAUGGACUCCCAGGGGCCUCCGGAGACCCCGGCCCCCAGGGGGAAGGUUUCUCCAGUCCUCCUGGAGACAGAGGCCAAACUGGUUACCCGGGAACAAAAGGGUCACCAGGACCUUCAGGGCCCCCGGGGCGAGAUGUAGUCGGAGCAGUAGGACAGCGAGGGCCCCCUGGAGACUCAGGACCACAAGGACUCCCUGGCCCCCCGGGGCCGAAGGGGGUGACACUCUGCCCUGUGUACCCAGAAACCCCGGCGCCCCCGGAGAGAAAGGAGACACUGGAAAUGCAGCUGAAGGCCCCGGUCUACCUGAACAGCUUUGUGUCCAUCGCCCUGCUGCCUCGACACGGUGCCUCCAUCUCUGAGGGCAGCAUGUGCCGGGUGUCGGGGUGGGGGUACACCAGCCCCAGCGGGGGGCAGAUCCCCUCCACGCUGCGCACCGUCAGGCUGCCCAUCGUCUCCUCACUGACCUGCAACAGCAGCCAGUCGUUCAACGGCAGGAUCACGGAGAACAUGCUCUGUGCCGGGUUCAGCAUCGGGGGGAAGGACGCCUGCCAGGGGGACUCCGGGGGUCCUCUGGUCUGCGAGGGCCGGAUCUACGGCCUGGUGUCCUGGGGCUACGGCUGUGCGGACGCUCAGUACCCCGGAGUCUACACGGCCGUGUCCAAGUUCCGCCGCUGGAUAGACAACACCAUCUUCAGCUACUACAGCCGCUGCACCAGCGAGUAG